UGGUCCUUGUUCUGGCUGGCCCCGCUUGGCUCUCCAGAGAGGAUGCAUGUCUCCUCCUGUCUUCUCCCUCCCAGAGAGCCCUGGCUGACGGUGAUGCCUUGAGGCUGCAGGGGCCCAACAGGCCUGGAGGCUGCAGAACUGGGACUGGGCCUCUGAAAACUCCCCUGAAGUCUGGCUCCUCAGGUGCUGCGUGGGAGGCUUAGGGAGUCAGUCAUAUUCCAAAGGAGGCGAAAUGGCUCAAAAAGCUAGCAUUUGUGGUCGUUGAUGGUUUUUCCAGAGAAGAUUGGUGGUGGAGGGGUGGAGAUCCUUGACAGACUUCCUGGUGCUGGGAAGAUGCAUUCCCUCUCUCUCCUCACCCUGAGGCUGCUCUUGCAUCUUGUCUGAGGAAUGUUCCCAUGGGAAGGAGUCUUCUUCCUCAUCUGCUUCCGAUGAGUUUUCUGGAGGGAAGUAGUGAUAUUCUAGUACCAGCUGGAGAGGGAGAGCCGCACCCUGGCUGGUCUGGACACCUUUCCUGAGACAUGAUUUGUCUUGAUGGUCCCAAGAUGUAAAAUAUGAUUUGAAUCAAAUUAUAAAUUGGUUAUUCGGUUGAGCUUAAGUUCUGGCCUAGUUGCCUUGGAAACUUUGAGACAGAGCCUUGUUUUAUAACGUGUUCCUUAUAGCUCUGGUCCUGAGAAAUAUUUCAUGAACAAAUAGGUCUAUGGUCGUAUAUAUUUGGAUGUUGCUUCAUAUGCUACCCCUUUACUGGAGCCUUACAACACAUAGAACCUAUGAAAAGGCCCUCAGAAGAGGUAUAAUUAAAAAACUAUUUCAGCAUUAUUUAAAUUCAUGUUUCCCAAACUUUUUAACCAGAACUUUUUUUUUCUUUUUUUUUUAGCAUUCACAUUUCCAUAAAACAACUGGGGAAUGGCUGGAAUGGAGAUUCCCACUGGCCCUGAGGCAGGUCUGGCUAGCAGCACGAUUUCAGAAUACAGCUGGAAUGAAACGCAGAACCCACCUGAAACCCAGAAGACUGUAUGUCCUGUCUGCCCCACAGCCCAGAAUCGCCGAGCUGCGAGUUACCAAGAAGCUUCCAGAUGGCAGUUCCAUUUCCCCUCAGCCCCCAGCUCCCUGUGCUAGCAGGGGCCCAGGCCUGGAGCUCAGUACCUUCAGGAGCCCUGCUCUCUCCUGGAUGGCUCUUUACCCUUCAGGCUUCAGGCUGGCUCCACAUCUCAGGGUCUCCAGCUCACUGUCAUCAUCACAUCGUCAUGGAAUGGUCCCCGGAUGUUACAGGUUGGGGCCAUCUGGCUGCCCAAGGAUUGUACUCACGGCCCAGAAAGUAGCUGCUGCCUCUGGACAGCCUCCCAGACGCCUUCUCCACCCAGGGCAUGGGCACCCGUGAUGCUGUCCCUCCUGCCAAGGUUCUGGCGCCGGUGGCCGUGUACUGUGGGAGUGUCCCCCGGACCAGUGCUGGGCCCCGUGCACUCCUGGGUGGAACCAGCAACUCCAGCCUGAACACUUCUGGAGAAGCCUCCCUCCAGCCGACGCCAAGCACUCCGCUGGAGAAGCCAUCGCAGCUCUUGAGUGGAAAUGGCGACCCUGGCAGCCUCAAGCUGGAUGCUCCCCUGAAGGGCUGGCCAGUCAGAAAUGGCCACCCCAGGAACCUUGGAGCUCUGUCUCAGGGCCCCUACCCCCUGGUGCCACUCCCCUUGCUGGAGUCGGAAGCCAACAGUGUGGCCCGGGACACCACCCAGAUCAAGGACAAGCUCAAGAAAAGGAGACUCUCAGAGGGCUUGGCAACAUCUUCCCGAGCCUCUCUGGAGCCCGGGGGAGGCCCCAGAGGAGUGCCCCUGAGGACCGCCAUCCCCCGGGCCACCUCUCAGAGGUUGCUGAGGUUGCCCAGGCCGAUGCCUCCCAUCCAGAGCAUCCCCACCACCCCAGAGGCCAGCGGAGCCAAGGAGAAGAGCCUGGACCCACCCAGGAGCUGUCAGGGUCCCCAGGAGCUAAAACCUGGUGCCCAGGAGGUGCAGAUCUCCCAGCAAUACCUGCACUGCAACGACGAGAAGAUGCACAAGUCUCUGGGGGGCAUCGUAACCCCACCCAUCCCAAAGGCCGGGGUGUCCGCCAGGACCUCCUCCUGCACGCCUGGCUCCCUUCCCAGCCUCUUGACUCCAGGCCAGGACGUCCUCACCAGCCUGAGGGCGCCCCCUACACGAUUGACUCGGGAGAGGAGCGGGCCUCGGGAGAAGACCCCCAAAUCUCUAGAGCCAAAACCUUUGGUCCCACCUGUCAGAGACAGGCCUGCUGCCCCUGAGAGGCCUGCCCUGCCUUCAUCUCAGUGCGCUCCUAUGCUGACCGCCUUCUCCUUCAGCCAUGCCAAGGAAGCCCACCCCUUACUAAAAGAAGAAGACCAGAAGGAGAGUAGCACUAAGACCCAGGUCACCAUCUCCAAGUCUGCCCAGGAGAAGAUGCGGCUGAAGCAGAUGAAGGAGAUGGAGUCGUUCUGGAUGGAGAAGGACCCAGAGAAGGAGAGGGAGCUGGCUUCCCAGAGCCUGGGCUCCCAGAGAACCUCAAUGAAGGAAGGCCUCCUUCCCCUCCGGGGCAGCAGGACCCUAUCUGUGCCCACCGGGCUGAGCAGCCCAUGCAGAAACAACAUGGGCGUCAUCCUGAGGAAACGGGCCAACCGGGCCUCCCUGCCCAGCAUCCCUGUCAGCAAACAGGAGCCCAGCUUUGCCCGCCACGCUUCAGCUCACUCCUUACCUGCGGUGCUUACUUUGGGGUCUCCUGAGUGGGAGGAAGAGGAGGAGGAGACAGAUCUUCGGGCUUUCAAGGAGUUGAGGCCUUUCUCAAACCCGGAGUUGGGACUGGUAGAUGCCCUCCAGUGCUUGGACAGCAGCAACUGGCAGAUGAAGGAGAAAGGCCUGGUGAGUGUCCAGCGCCUGGCGGCUUGUCACGCAGAGGUCCUCGCUGGGAGGCUGCACGAUGUGUCCUUGGCUGUGACUGGAGAGGUCACCAACCUCCGCUCCAAGGUAUCCCGCUUGGCCAUCAGCACCCUGGGAGACCUUUUCCGGGCCUUGAAGAAGAAUAUGGACCAGGAGGCUGAGGAGAUCGCCCGCUGCCUGCUCCAGAAGAUGGGGAACACCAGCGAGUUCAUCCAGAGAGCAGCCAACCGGUCCCUGGGGGCCAUGGUGGAGCAUGUGACCCCGGCCCGCUCCCUUGUGGCCCUCACCUCAGUGGGCAUCUACCACCGAAAUCCCUUGGUCCGGAAAUGCACUGCCGAGCACCUCUCUGUCGUCCUGGAGCAGAUAGGCGCCGAGAAGCUUCUCUCAGGCACUAGAGACAGCACAGACGUGCUGGUGCACAACCUGGUGAGGCUGGCCCAGGACUCCAACCCGGACACCAGGUUUUAUGGCCGGAAGAUGGUGAAUAUCUUGAUGUCAAACACAAAGUUUGAUGCGUUUCUGAAGCAGUCCCUCCCGUCCCACGACUUGCAGAAGGUCAUGAUGGCUGUUAAACAGCGGGGAAUAGAAGAUGGUGGUGAGCUUCCAUCUGCCAAAGGUCGCAAGGUGUCGAGGAGCCUGGUGGUGUGUGAGAGCGGGCUGCCCAGCGAGGCCAGGCUCAGAUCCAAUGGCCCACGGCUGACAGGGCUGCGCUCCUCCAUGCGGGGGGGCUUGGACAUGGUGGGGCAGCUGCGGGACCUGACGCGGCUGCUGGAGGCCAAGGAGUACCAGUCUCGGAUGGAAGGCAUGGGGCAGCUCCUUGAGCACUGUAAGGCCAAGCCCGAGCUCAUCACCGCCAACCUGGUCCAGGUCUUCGAUGCUUUCACCCCAAGGCUUCAGGAUUCUAACAAGAAAGUAAACCAGUUGGCGCUAGAGUCCCUUGCCAAGAUGGUCCCCCUGCUGAGAGACAGCUUACACCCCAUGCUGCCCUCUGUCAUCAUCGCUGUUGCAGACAACCUCAACUCCAAGAACUCGGGGGUUUAUGCCGCCGCUGUGACAGUGCUGGAUGCAAUGAUUGAGAGUCUGGACAAACUUGGCCUCCUGCAAGCGUUUGCUGGGCGGGUGCGUUUCCUGAGAGGCCGCGCGGUGCUUGAUGUCACAGAACGUCUGUCUGUGUUGGUGGCCUCAGUGUACCCCCGAAAGCCGCAGGCAGUGGAGCGGCAUGUCCUCCCAGUCCUCUGGUACUUCCUUAGCAACAUGACCGGGAACGGCGUCCUGCUGGGGCAUGGUGGGAACGUGCGCGCGGUGGUGUGCCGGCUGUCCAGGAGCCUCCAGGAACAGAUGGGCUCCCGGCUGCAGGACAUGGCUGCCGGCCAGCCAAAGCAAGUCCUCAAAAUGCUCCAGGAACUCUUAGAUGCAGAAUCCCCGUGA
Molecule: messenger RNA, 4346 nt
Organism: Vicugna pacos (alpaca)
Lineage: Eukaryota; Metazoa; Chordata; Mammalia; Artiodactyla; Camelidae
Source: RefSeq, a predicted model, not a curated record